UUUUGAAGUUUGUUUACAUACAGUAUUUAGCUGAAACAUCACAAGUAUAUUAACAAUUUUUCAGCUAAAAUUAUUAUAAAAUGAAUGUUUCGGACGAAGAUCUUAAAUUCCAACUAGAAGAAUUUUCUUUAUCUGCUGACAACAAAAUUAUUGAAAAAAUGAGAGAUUUGUGCUAUAUCCAUCAGCUUUCAGCAGAAGACAUGGUUACCCAGUGGGUUGCCUAUUCAUGCCAGAAGAAAUUUGACAUACAGCCAACUCUUCCACUUCUUGAUCAAAUGGAAAAAGAUGAGUUGAAGAAAACAGCAUCCAAGUCUUUAAAACAACGAAAAUCAUAUGCUCCAACCACACCAGUUUAUGAUGCUACAACGAUUGAUCUUGUAUCAAAUGAUACAUUUGAAGAGCCAGGAAGCAAAGCUCAGUCAUUCGUAAGCAGAACUUCUAAUUUAUUUUCUCCAACAUCUAUGUCCCCAGCAAGCUUCACUCCGUCCAGAAAAUAUAACUCAAGAACAGGUUCUGGUGAGGCUGUAGCUACUUUUGGUGAUGUACAGGGUGUUGAGUGGAAACACUCUGACGAAUAUUCAUGCUCUGUAAAAGCUUACAGCAACAAAACUGUUUUGAAAGAGUCUUACAAUUUCAUGUGUGAAAAGCUGAGAGAUUGUGGCUCAAUUUUAAACGACAUGAUACAAGAGGCUGCAGAAAACUUUCAAAAGAAAUGUGAAAUUGAAGAGUGGGGCCAUAUCCAAGUACCAUCUGUUGAAACUGUUCCAGUUGUUGGUCGCAUAUGUUCUGAUAAUGCUGCAAAGCUGAAUGCGUCUUCUUUGUUACUUGAAGGAUCUCAAGAAAUGAGUUCAGGUCAUGCUGUGCCCCUUGAUGUAUCUCAACUUCAAAGUUUUUCUUUUUUCCCUGGCCAAAUAAUUGCUGGAAAAGGAAUAAAUAACCUUGGGAAAAAAUUUGUCAUGCAUAAUGUUUUUGAGGGUAUUUAUCCUCCUCCAUGUGAGAAAGUUCCUGAUUUGGCCAAUUGCUUCGAUUCUCUAAGCAUUGUUGUUGCUUGUGGACCAUAUACAACUUGUGAUUCUCUAUCUUAUGAACCUUUUCAAGAUUUAAUGAAAUAUAUAAAAAUCCAUCAACCUCAUGUUGCACUUCUAAUAGGACCUUUUGUGGACGAAAAAAAUGAAGUAAUAGAGAAUGGCACUUUGACUGAAACACAUGAAGAGCUUUUUGAAAAAUUAAUAGCUGAAAUUAUCACUCAGAUUGAGCCUAUCAGUACAAAGGUGAUUUUGAUCCCAUCCACUAGAGAUGUUCAUCAUGAUUUCAUCUAUCCAACUCCACCAUAUAAAGUGAAGAAUUCAUCAAAGAGAUUAUACUUGGCUUCAGAUCCAUGUAUUCUGGACAUUGAAGGGGUUAUAGUGGCUGUAACUUCUACUGAUAUCUUGUUCCAUCUUGGAAAAGAAGAAAUUUCAUAUCAACAGAUGCCUGACAGAUUAGGAAGAUUGUGCAGUCACAUAUUAACUCAAAGAAACUUUUACCCAUUGUAUCCUCCAAAUGAUGAAGUGAAUAUCAACUAUCUUCGGUAUGAGUUAAAUGCUGGUAUUCCCAUUCUGCCUCAUAUUUUGAUUUUGCCAUCAGAUUUCAGAUACUUCAUCAAGGACAUCAAUGGAUGCUGCUGCAUUAAUCCAGAAAGACUUACCAAGAGAACCACAGGUGGUACCUUUGCUAGAAUAAAAAUAAAACCAAUUGAUGGGAAAACAUAUACUGGAUCCAUCAUCAACUCUUUGCAGAGUGAAAUUCUUAAAAUCUGAGAUCUGUUUAAAAAUUUUGCUAAUUCCAUUUGUAUCAUUAUGUAUAUAUGUAUUUUG
This is a messenger RNA of Uloborus diversus, 1856 nucleotides long. Its product is annotated as DNA polymerase alpha subunit B-like. Gene Ontology annotation, cellular component: alpha DNA polymerase:primase complex. The coding region runs from base 81 to 1799 and encodes 572 amino acids. The record is from RefSeq and is a predicted model, not a curated record. The transcript has 17 exons. Gene Ontology annotation, molecular function: DNA binding. Lineage: Eukaryota; Metazoa; Arthropoda; Arachnida; Araneae; Uloboridae. Gene Ontology annotation, biological process: DNA replication; DNA replication initiation.